AUGAUUCGACCAACCCUUCUCUCCACCUUCCGCCUCAAUGCCCUCCCCACAACCAAUAAACGUGUCUUUUCUCUCCUAAACCCCAAAUCCCGCUCACACACAAACCGCGUCUUCGACCCGAUCCGCCAACCCAAUGACCUGCACACCCUCACCCUCCUCAACGCCGCCGACAACCGUUCCUUGAUAACCUUCUGGACUGCGUCCUGGUGUCAAACCUGUCAAGCCAUCAAACCCUUGAUCAAACAACUCAUCGAAGAAGAGAAGAUUGGAGAGCGGGAAGGCGGACUGGGUUUCGUGGAAGUACUGAUGGAUAGCACAUUGAUUGAGGAUUUGCCAAUCAAGUAUCGCAUCAGUAGUAUGCCGACGCUGUUGGCGUUCUCGAGACAAGAGGCGCAGUUUGAUACUAGGUUGACGCGGCCGGAGGAGAUGCGGAAUAAGGAUUUUCUGAGGGAGUGGUUGUCAUACGUGUUCUGUAAGAAGAUUCGAUCCAAUGCUGGACCUGACGGUCUUCAGGUACAAAGGGAGAUGGGAAUGAGGGUAAGGGGGGUGAAGAUAAAUGAGACGAAAGCUUGGAACAUGGGAGGAUGGAAUGUACAGUAUAUUCGAUACCCCAAGGUAAACUACCGGAUCAUGACAUCUACUAUGAAUUCAGUCUGA
This is a messenger RNA of Alternaria atra, 657 nucleotides long. RefSeq lists its product as uncharacterized. The record is from RefSeq and is a predicted model, not a curated record. NCBI's taxonomy places the organism in Eukaryota, Fungi, Ascomycota, Dothideomycetes, Pleosporales, Pleosporaceae. The transcript has 3 exons. The coding region runs from base 1 to 657 and encodes 218 amino acids.